Onychomys torridus (southern grasshopper mouse) is the source of this 1521-nucleotide messenger RNA. Its product is annotated as oogenesin-3-like. The annotation marks the transcript as partial. Gene Ontology annotation, cellular component: cytoplasm. The transcript is spliced from 4 exons. Lineage: Eukaryota; Metazoa; Chordata; Mammalia; Rodentia; Cricetidae. The record is from RefSeq and is a predicted model, not a curated record.
AUGAAGGACCCUGACCUCAGGCUCCUUCUCCCUGCCCUGAGCCAAUGCUCCCUGCUGACCAGCAUCAAUCUCUACGACAAUGAAAUCUCCACCAAUGCCCUGAAAGACCUUCUGUACCACACUGCCAACCUAAGCCAGCUGACCAAGGAGCUGUACCCUGCUCCUAAGAAGUCUAUGAUCACUCUGCAUUAUUAUCCCCGAAAACCAGUCAUGAUGGGAGACCAGGCCCCACCCACACUCAUGCAGCUGGCAAGACAGAGGCUGCUGAGGGAGGAGGCCUUGACCCUUUCUAUUCUGGAGGACCUGCCUGUGGGACUGCUCCCGCAGAUGUUUGAGGAGGCACUCACUGAUGGACGGACAAACAUCCUGAGGGCCAUGGUGUCUGCCUGGCCAUUCCCAGACCUUUGUGUAGGAGCCCUGAUAAAGGACGCCCACCUGGAAACAUUGAAAGCUCUGCUUGCUGGACUAGAUGUGCUGAUUACAGACAAGGUUCAUCCCAGGCAGUCAAAACUCAGAGUACUUGAUUUGACGAAUGUGCACCACGACUUCUGGAGCAUUAGGACAGAAACCCAUGAAGGUGACUGCUCACCACAAGCCGAGGGGCAGGAGCAACCAGUGGAGAUCUGUCCUAACUCUGGGGUGAAGAAACCUUUCAAGAUAGUAACUGAUCUUGAACUGGUGAAGGCCAGGUACAAUAAAUGUGACUCGUACUUGUUACAGUGGACCCAGCAGCGAAAAGAUUCCAUUCAUCUAUGUUGUAGAAAGCUGAAGAUUUGGAAUUCACCUGUCUUCUCAGCUAUGCAGAUCUUCAACAUGAUAAAUCUGGACUGUAUCUUGGAGCUGGAGCUGAGUCUAAGGUCACUUAAAUUCAUUGUAGAGCUUUUUCCUUACCUGGAGCAGAUGAGAAACCUUCACACCUUUGUGCUAGCAGAAAUUGGGAAUCCCUUCAGAUCUGGUGCUUCUGCACAGCAGGAAAGGAAAAGCAUGUUGCUUUUGCAGAUCUCCAAAUUCCCUUCUCUCCAGAAUCUCUCUGUACAUAAUAUGUACUUUUUAACAGGCUGCCUUGAGGAGCUCAGGUGCCUGAAGACCUCAUUGAAGACCCUGUCGAUCACUGACUGCUGGCUCUCCCAGUCAGACUUGGAGUACCUGAGCCAGGGCCUGAACAUCCAUGAGCUCAAACAUCUGAACCUGAGUGGUGUAGUGCUAUCUGAUUUAUGCCCUAAGCUUCUUGGGGUUCUCCUUGAUAGAAUCGCAAGUACCCUGCAAAUCCUGGAAUUGGAGGAGUGCGAGAUGAGGGACAAUCAUUUCAAUGCUAUCUUGCCUUCCCUGAGCCAAUGCUCCCAGCUUACUAAGGUCAAUUUCACAAAUAAUGUUAUCUCUCUGCUUGUCCUGAAGAACCUUCUACAUCAUACAGCCAAGCUGAGAAAGCUGACCCAUGAGCUGUACCCUAUCCCUCUGGGACACUAUCAGGAAAUCAGGCUACUUUGUCAUGAGCUGCUGGAUACACUCAUGGCCGAAAGG